AUGGCAGGACCCUCAAAUGAUUGCAAUGAGGGAAGCCCUAGAAAAAUUGACAAAUGCAGUGGGGCGAAUGGAAAGGAGCCAAGCCCAUUCGUCCCCACUAGAUACCGAGGUGAAAUCCCCUGUAAGGACAAAGGCAAAGCGUCCCCCCCACCAGGAGGACUCUCUACUUUUCAAGAGGAGAAUCAUCAAGAAGCCAAACUGACCAGGUCAAAAGCAAGGAACCUGAGGCGAGAAAGACUGCAAAUCGCCGCAUACGAAGGAGAUAGUGACCCCCUCAGCCACCUUGACAAAUACACCUCGUGGAUGGAACUACAGGGGGCAAGCAACGCAAUCAUGUGCCGAGCAUUUUCCCUAACUCUAGGAGACAAAGCCCAAAGAUGGUUUAGGAGGCUACACGAAAGGUCGGUAAAAGAUUGGGAUGACCUAGCCACGACAUUCUUGGCCCAGUUUAUGGGCUCAAAGGCUAGAACUACACCCAAAGAACGUCUAGUGAGCAUCAAGCAGGGAAGAAGUAAAUCCCUCAAAAGCUAUCUGAGUAGGUUCAACAAGCAAUCCAUGGAAGUAGAAAAAAUAUCUAACGAUGCGGCACUCAUGGCCGUAUUAGCAGGACUAAGACCUAAAAUGAGAUUCUGGUGGUCAGUACACGAGGACGGCCUAAGGACUUAUCACGAGUUCCUGAAUCGAGCUGAGAAAUACAUAAGCACUGAAGAGGCAACCUUUGACCAAGUGGAAGCAAGACGCGAAAUUGACCUCAAUGAUGUGGUGAAAGAAAAAAAACCAAGCCGCAGUCCUCAACCAGAAAUAAAGAAGGACAGGAGGGAAAGAGAACGUCCGAGGGCUCAGCCAUACAAGUUCCGGGAGUACCACCCACUCAAAGCCUCCUUGGAAGAGGUAUUCACGCAAGCCAACACAAAAGAAGCAUUUCGCAGACCUAUAGUCCUGAAAAACGAACAGGUUGCACAACACCAAGGACGAUAUUGCCGAUACCACAGGACGAUGGACCAUGGUACUGAUAACUACCGAGACUUAAAAAAGGAAGUUGAAUCAUUAAUUCGAUGA
This is a messenger RNA of Olea europaea var. sylvestris, 1059 nucleotides long. RefSeq lists its product as uncharacterized. The record is from RefSeq and is a predicted model, not a curated record. Bases 1 to 1059 code for a protein of 352 amino acids. The transcript has 2 exons. NCBI's taxonomy places the organism in Eukaryota, Viridiplantae, Streptophyta, Magnoliopsida, Lamiales, Oleaceae.